Molecule: messenger RNA, 1590 nt
Organism: Panthera uncia (snow leopard)
Lineage: Eukaryota; Metazoa; Chordata; Mammalia; Carnivora; Felidae
Exons: 2
Coding region: 67-1230 (387 amino acids)
Source: RefSeq, a predicted model, not a curated record
CCUCCAGGGAUUCAUUAGCCUCCUGGUGCUUCUCCCCAGCUAACAAAUUACCGCUAACUGGGGCCGAUGGGGCGUGGCCUGUGGAGCCGGGGUCAAGUCAGGUCAGGUUCACAUCAACUGCCUGAUCGGUGCUGUGGCCUGAGAGCCUCUUGGGCAGAUGCGAGGAAGGCGAGCCGUGGAGCCCCCUCUGUCCCCAAAUGGGCCAGAUCCCAUCCAGCUUUACAUCUGUUUUGCCUUCUGGAAUGGUCGCAGCCCAUCCGAGCGGAUGCACGGGGAGUGUCCUGUCCACAGUCGGACGAUAACCGAGGCCCCAGGGUUAACAACCUUGCCCAGGCCGCCCGGUUCGCAACGGUGGAGCCCGGACUGGGACCACGGAACGGCGGGUCUGGGCCGCCGAUGCCAGAAGGAGGCUCCCCUGCGUCCCCGUAUCCAGCUCAGGUGCUCGCUGCGUCCAGCAGCCUGGCUGGGAGGGGACCCCCGGCAGUGAGGCUUCUCUUCACUCACUCCGGUCUCUGCAGCCCCAGGAAAAGGCUGGAGGGCCUUUGCUGGUGGAGCUGGCUUUGGGCUGGCAGGUCACAUCCUGGACACAGACAAUGGGUCUUACAGGAGAUGACCCCUAGGUCUCCCACUCCACACUUAGAGACCUCACACCCACUCUACUGCUCAACUCAUUUCUCUCCCCAACGUGGACCAGAACCAAGGGUCCCAUCACUGUUCCCAAUCCCUUAUGUCCACCACUGCUAUGAUGAACACCCCCAAAACAACACCUUUGAGAAACUGCGCCAGGGUUUCUCUGCUGAUCCUGGGACCAGCUCUGCUGGGGGAGGGUCUGCGCCUGCGGCGUGGAUGGGAGCUGCGCUCUGUUGUCCCAGAGAGGGGAGCCUGUCACACUUCUCGCUGGGGAUCGGCUGGGGCCUCUGCUUCCUCACGUGUCACCUGGGCUGCCGGUCCCCAGACCAGAAACCUGCCCGUCUGAAGGUGACCACCGCUGCCUCCUUUGGGUUUCACUUGCCCGAGUCCCUCCCCGGGAUGCCCCGCAUCUCUGACGCCUGCUCCCAUGGGGGUCGCCUCCCUUGGACUGGGACGGGUCUGGCCUCCAUCCCGGGGAACACACUGGCUUUGGUGCAUUAUUUGGCACAGAGGCCUGUGGACCUUCUGGCCCUGGGUCGUGAGGGAUGCUCUCCCGUCUGUGUUGUGACCGUCCAGCCUUAUGCAUCUCCCAGUUUGUGAUUGGGCCACGGGAGGACCAGCCCUGUCCUGGCUGGCGUCAGGCUGUGGUGUCACAGCAUGCACAGGGGUCUCCACCCCAAGACCAUUGUCACCGAAGGGGCCUCCAUAUUCCCACCUAAUCUUUAAUCCAUUGCGAUUUCAAUAUCAAAGGAGAAAGAGUCUAUUUCAAACGAACACAAAGUACGAAAAUGAAUCUUUCUCGUCUGAAAAGUUGCUUCAGACCCAAAGGUAUCUCUGGCGAGAUUCCACUUGAAGGAAACCUCCAUAGUAGGUAAUGGAACAUGGAGAGAAAGCAGACUGGGGAUUCGCAGGGGCUGGAGGGGCACGAAUGGGGAGUGAGGGCUCCGGGUACACGGUGAC